This is a messenger RNA of Plectropomus leopardus (leopard coralgrouper), 3197 nucleotides long. It is a transcript of the gene mtcl3b, whose product is annotated as MTCL family member 3b. Lineage: Eukaryota; Metazoa; Chordata; Actinopteri; Perciformes; Serranidae. The record is from RefSeq and is a predicted model, not a curated record. Gene Ontology annotation, biological process: regulation of autophagy.
ACAAUUUGGUUUUGCAGUUGUGCAGCUUAAUUUUUAUAUAUAUAUAUGAUGAAUAAGAAAUUACAGCCUAUGUUUGGAGUUUAUUUCUGCAGAAAAUGAGGGCUGCCGCCGGCGGCGCUGCAGAUCCUCCAUCAUCAUCAACAUCAUCAGGGGACAAUAGCGCAGGGAGGAGGAGGAGGAGGCAGCACCGGGCUCCCUCACCGGCUACAGCCCAGGAAGGGAAGCGAGCUCCAAGACACCGAGGCAGGUCCAGAUCCCCUCUUGCCGCAGGAAGGAGCAUAAACAGCGGGGCGAGUCUGAGAGCUGCAGACGGCAGGGAGAGGGAGCCCGAGAGCCGCGGCGGAGCAGCUGUUCACCCGGAUGGUGCUGAAGCUGGUGUAGUCAGACCAAACAGGGCGGAUGCUGUCGGGGAAGAUCCGACAGAUUCAUCAGCAUCGGCCCGUCGCUCCGCUUUGCGCCUGCCCUGCCUUAAAGGCGACUCCUCCCAGCGUUUGUUGACCGGCGGAUCCUCAUCGGAGAAAGGCAGGAGACCCGGGGAGGAGGCCGGCCGCACGGAGAGAAGGAGCGGCGAGUCUGCGGGCUGCGGCCUCGGUUUGGGUUUGUGGAGAGGAGGAUGCUUACAGGCUGAACUCAUCCACUUCCACCUCCACAAGAGACUGAGGAGAAGCGGGGCGAAGAUGCAAAGCAAGAAGGGGAUCAUGGAGACGGAGGAGGCCGCGGUGGGAGAGCUGGAGCCGGCUGCAGAAGCCACAGAGGCGGGGUCCGUGACACAGCAGGACCAGGCCUUGGAAGAGGAGAUGGAGAGACUGUUGGAGGAAAAUGAAGAUUUGAAGUGUGAAAUUGAGGAGAUGAGGACCGAGAUGGAUGAGAUGAGGGACACAUUCUACGAAGAAGACACGUGUCAGCUGCAGGAGAUGAGGCGUGAGCUGGAGAGGGCCAAUAAAAACUGCCGGAUCCUGCAGUACCGUCUGAGGAAGGCCGAGAGGAAGAGGCUGCGCUACGCCCAGACGGGAGAGAUCGAUGAGGAGCUGCUCAGGAGUCUGGAGCAGGACCUGAAGGUAGCGAAGGAUGUGUCUGUGAGGCUGCACCACGAGCUGGAAAAGGUUGAGGAGAAGCGCACAAAGACAGAAGAGGAAAAUGAAAAACUGAGACAGAAACUAAUCGAGGUGGAAGUGACCAAACAAGCUCUGCAGAAUGAACUAGACAAAACCAAAGAGUCUCAAAAGAGAAGAGGAAGCAAGGACAUCCAGAAGACUGGAAAAUCAGCACAGACUCCAACAGAGGAGGACAAUGAGGACCUUAAGUGCCAGCUAGCUUUCAUCAAGGAGGAAGCGGUGCUCAUGAGAAAGAAGACGGCCAAGAUUGACAAAGAGAAGGACCGUCUGGAGCAAGAGCUGCAGAAGUACCGCUCAUUCUAUGGGGAACUGGACAGCACCCAUCCCAAAGGAGAAGCUGGGGGUCCGCCCACCACCCGCGAAUCAGAGCUGAAGCUGCGGCUUCGCCUGGUGGAGGAGGAGGCCAACAUCCUCGGGAGGAAAAUAGUGGAGUUAGAGGUUGAGAACCGUGGCCUGAGAGCCGAGCUCGACGACCUCCGUGGUGAAGGAGAGGGCGCUGGGAGCUCUGGGUGUGGAGCAAUGGGUGGACCGGGUUCCGGGCGAGGCCUUGGUGAUGACCUGACGGAGCUCCGACAGCAGCUGCAGCUGGUGGAGGAUGAGGCGGAGCUGCUGAGGAGGAACCUGGCUGAUGCUGAAGACCAAAACAAAAGAGUGACCGCCGAGCUGAACAAGUUACGGUUCAAAGCCGGCACCCACGAGGGAGGCGCCAGGCAUGGGGGAGGAGCGGGAGGAGCUGCAGGAGGUGGAGCGAUUGAUGGAGCGAAGGCAGAAGUCCUGCAGGAGGAGUUGAAGGCGGCAAGGCUUCAGAUCAAUGACCUAAGUGGCAAGGUGAUGCAGCUGCAGUACGAAAACCGCGUGCUCCUCUCCAACAUGCAGCGCUACGACCUGGCCUCCCACCUCUCCCUGCGUCCCAGCCCGCGGGACAGCGACGCAGAGAGCGAUGCCGGCGGUGUGACGAGCGGUCGCCGCGAGAGUGACGAAGACUCUAACUCCUCCCGCCUCCUCCCACCACACCGCAAACGUGAGGGCCCUGUAGGCGGGGAAAGUGACUCCGAUGAGGUCAGAAACAACAACGGAAGUAGCCGUUGCCUGACACCCACACGCGGCCUCUACACACCCACGGGGCCAGAGGGCGCCGCCUCCUCCGCCUUGGCCCGCUUCCUGCCCGGUGGCCGGUGCAGCCUGCGUGAAAGGCAGCAAAUGACUGACAUCCGUUUGGAAGCGGAGAGGCUUGUCCGGACCAUCGACCGCCUCAUUGCUGACACGGCCACCAUCAUCUCAGAGGCGAGGGUGUACGUGUCAAACGGUGACCUGAUGUUCGGGAGAGGAGGAGAGGAGGGUGGAGAGGAGGAUGGGAGCAGGAUCAGGGAGCAUGAGCUGCUGUAUCGCAUCAACGCUCAGAUGAAGGCCUUCAGGAAAGAGCUGCAGACCUUCAUCGACAGACUGGAUGUGCCGAGGCCCGAGGACAGGGAGGCAGAGGAGCCGCUGUCGAUGUUCCAGCCGAUCAUUUUGCUCAUCCUCAUACUUGUGUUAUUCUCCUCCCUCUCUUACGCCACCAUCUUUAAACUAGUCUUUCUUUUUACGCUCUUCUUUGUUCUGUGAUGUACGCCUCCCUUAAUUCACACAUCGUCCCUCGUUUGUUUUUGCUCUGUCGUUUUUCAUUCCUCCCCGCAUCAUUUGUUGCCAAGGUAACCAAAAAAAAAGCACAGGAAAAGCUCAGCACUUGCCGAUGCUGCAGUCACAUUCAGAAGAGUGUGACUUGAUUCAACACUGGAGUUGACAUUAUCCACAACACAUCACUGUCCACAUCAGACCCUGGAGAAGAACGACUCUUCAUGUACCGUCCUGCUGUUGUUGCAUGAAGCAUCUGGGAGCAUCAGCAGCAGAUGCAGAAGAAUAAGUAGAGUGAAAUAUGAAGACGAGAAAGUCCGCUGACAAAGCGACGAUAUGUGAUGACUUGGGACGAGAACAUGUUGAAAUAAGUAUUUGCAGGCCAUCGAUCCCUCCAUCUCGACACUGACCUCUGACAGGAAACAGGAGAAAGGGGAAAUUGCCAUUUAAAGCGGCCUCUGGGUAUCGAGC